Messenger RNA from Brassica oleracea var. oleracea, 1854 nucleotides. RefSeq names its product transcription factor RF2b-like. Gene Ontology annotation, molecular function: DNA-binding transcription factor activity. The record is from RefSeq and is a predicted model, not a curated record. Gene Ontology annotation, biological process: regulation of DNA-templated transcription. The coding region runs from base 415 to 1680 and encodes 421 amino acids. NCBI's taxonomy places the organism in Eukaryota, Viridiplantae, Streptophyta, Magnoliopsida, Brassicales, Brassicaceae. Gene Ontology annotation, cellular component: nucleus. The transcript has 4 exons.
UUCACAUGACAUCCGUGUCUUCUUCUUUUUUUCUCUUUCUUUCUAACUUUGCUCGUACCAACAAAAAUCGAGAAAAAUAAAUAAAUCAAGGGGGAGAGAAAAUCGCGGAGGAAGACAAAUUGGCCCUGAGAUUUUCCAAAUUUCUAGAGAGAGAGAAAGUAAGAUUAGUUUAUUUCAACGUUGUAAGAGAGAGAGAGAGAGAAGAGUUGUCUUUUUUACGCCAUUGAUUGAUUCAAGUUGAGUGCGUUGAAGCAAGCAGAGGUAUCAGACUUGCAUUUCAAAGCUCUGAUUUUUAAGUUAUUUACCCAUCAAAAAAAAAAAAAGCAUCUCAUCGUGUAAGAGUUUUUUUUGGUGGUACUUAGCAGUGUUUGAAUUUCAGUUGAGUAGCAUUACCCGUCGGAUCUCGAAGAAGAAAUGGGUGAUACAGACACUGAUAUGAUCCACAGACUCCAUUCUCCAUUCGGCAAACAGCCUAAGCAGCUCCAAUUAAACCCUAAGCCUCCGACUUCUCCCUACUCUCAGAUCCAGAAUCUCAACCCGGUGGGAGCUACUACUAGUCACUCACGGUCAAUGUCACAGCCUUCGUCUUUCUUCUCCUUCGAUUCCUUGCCUCCCCUAAGCCCUUCUCCCUUUAACAACAACAACAACAACAACCCUUCUUCUUCGUUGUUGCCUCCUUCCCCGUUCACGAGGUGUAACUCAGACUCUUCUAGAGUCGUUCUUCUGCCUCCCAGAAAGUCUCAUAGACGCUCCAACAGUGAUAUUUCCGGCGGGGAAUCUGCUGAUUGGUCAACAAAGACCACUCCUCCUUUCGUCAAGAAGGAGUCGGGAGAGAGAGAAGACAUGGAUGAUCUCUUCUCGGCGUAUAUGAAUCUUGAAAACAUCGAUGAUAUGGAGAGCAGUAGAGCAAGCGGGACCAAGACUAACGGUAGUGACGACACAGAGGGAGAAAGCAGUAGUGUCAAUUACGAGAGUGGCGGCGAUCGUAACAAUAGCUUGAAGAGAAGAGCUGGAGCUGGAGGAGGAGACAUUGCUCCUACGUCUAGACAUUACAGGAGUGUUUCAGUUGACGACAGUUGUUUCAUGGAGAAAAUGUCUUUUGGUGAAGACUCACUAAAGCCUCCUCCUACCAACUCGGUUAAUGGUGGCAUCGAGUUUAAGAGCGGUGAGUUUAAUGCGGCGGAGAUGAAGAAGAUCAUGGCUAAUGAUAAAUUAGCAGAGAUGGCAGUGUCUGACCCUAAGCGUGUCAAAAGAAUAUUGGCGAACCGUCAGUCUGCAGCGAGGUCAAAGGAGAGGAAGAUGCGGUACAUAGUCGAAUUGGAACACAAAGUGCAAACUCUUCAGACCGAGGCUACUACAUUGUCUGCUCAGUUCACGCUUUUGCAGAGAGAUAUGAUGGGGUUGACAAACCAUAACAAUGAGCUCAAGUUUCGUCUUCAAGCAAUGGAGCAGCAAGCUCAGCUUCGCGAUGCUCUGAGUGAAGCACUGAAUGGGGAAGUCCAGAGACUGAAACUGGCAAUUGGUGAGACCAGCCACAACGAAUCUGAUAGAUCAAAGAUGCAAUCACUCAACGCUGAGAUGUUCCAGCAACUCAACAUCAGCCAGUUAACACAGCAGAGACAGUCUCAGCAGAACCAGAAUGGAACCUUGUCAGCAAAACCUGAAUCAAAUGAAUUAUAGAGCAGAUAAAUUGUUGAGUUGGUGGCUGGAUCAAAGGGUUGGAGUCUUUAGUUUUCAAGUUACAUAUCAAUCAAUCAAACAUUAUUUUUUUUUUUAUCUGCAGUCUGUUGACAUCACAUAUACCAUUCAUUAUAUGGCGCAAGUUAAAAAAUAAAAAUACAGUAUUUUAUUCAA